This is a messenger RNA of Asparagus officinalis (garden asparagus), 1311 nucleotides long. RefSeq lists its product as uncharacterized. Bases 1 to 1311 code for a protein of 436 amino acids. Lineage: Eukaryota; Viridiplantae; Streptophyta; Magnoliopsida; Asparagales; Asparagaceae. The record is from RefSeq and is a predicted model, not a curated record. The transcript has 3 exons.
AUGAAAUCAUUCUUCUUGGAUGCUCCGACACCAUAUGAAUUGAGGGAGACUAUUCUGCAGAGAGAGGUGGAUGAGACAAGGGAGAUCAUUGAAAAAUUUAAGAAGAGUUGCGCACUUAACGGGUGCUCCAUACUGACCGAUGCUUGGAGUGAUCGAAAGAUGAGAAGUAUUAUGAAUAUAGUUGUGCAUUCAGAUGGAGGAACAACAUUUUUAGGUUCAUGUGAUGCAUCGGGCGACAAGCAUGAUGCGAAUUAUAUAUGCAACUAUGUGGAGAAAGCAAUUGAAGAGUUGGGGGCACAGAAUGUUGUGCAAAUUGUCACAGAUGGAGCUUCAAAUAACAUGGCAGCCGCAAAAAGCUUAGCAAUUAAGAAGCCAAAUAUAUUUUGGACAACUUGUGCGGCACACACUAUUAAUUUGAUGUUAGCCGAUAUAGCCAAAAUAAGACCUAUUCGGAGUGCAAUUGCAAUGGGAAGAACUGUGUCGGUGUACAUUUAUAGCCACACGAGAUCUCUUCAUGUGAUGAGAGAAUUUGCACGUGGGGACCUUGUUAGACCCGGGGUGACACGAUUUGCCACAGCUUUCCUUGCUUUGGAAUCAUUGAGAGAUAAAAAGAAAGUGUUGAAGCAAAUGUUUGUCUCUAAUGAAUGGAUGGAAUGCGAGCUUUCAACAAAAGAAGCGGGGAAAAAGGUUACUGAGAUUAUUCAUAGCAACAAGUUUUGGGACAACGUUGAUCUUGCCCUUAGAGUUUUUUCUCCUUUGGUGAAGGUUCUAAGGAGAGUAGAUGGUGAUAAAAUCCCCUCAAUGGGGUUUGUGUAUGGAGACAUGAUGAAGGCUAAGGAGGAGAUCAAAGAGGCCUUUCAGGAUGAAGAGAAGAAAUAUCUUCUUAUAGAGAAGAUUAUUGAUAAGAGAUUUGAUGCCAAGCUUAAAGAACCACUCCAUAAAGCAGGAUAUUAUUUAAAUCCUUAUUUCUACUAUCCAAAUCUUAUGGAGAUUGAAAGAGAUGGAAGUUUCUUGAGUUGCCUUGUUGAUUGUAUGAACAAAUUCUAUCCAGAUGAUGGUGACAUGCUUGGCAAGAUUGGAGACCAACUCUCUGAUUAUCAGCAUCAAAGAGGAUCAUUCGGGAGAGAACUUGCAAAGAGAGAAGCAAAAAAGCCUAAUAAUAAUCCGGUUAUAUGGUGGAAACUUUUUGGCAUUGACGCUUCCGAGAUUCAGAUGAGGGAAUGGAUAAUAUUCCAACAUUUAGCUCCGAUGAAGAUUAAUUUAGUUAUCUUUGCUUUUGCAGCUUUGCUUUCUUUUGGAUUUGCUAUUUGA